AUGCAGCCGCAGCAGCAGCAGCCGCACCCCGCCAUGUCCGGGUCGGUGCCCUCCCACUUUCCUCUAGCCAGCAUCACCACCGAACAAAUCCAGAAGGUCCGUGGGGGGUUCAGACGGUCGGGCCCGUCGCGACCCUCUUUGAUGCUACACGCUUCCUAGUUCCCUCUAUUAGUCAUUUUGAUUUACGUUUUGCCUUCCUUAUUGUACCGUGCUGAGCAUUUUCUUGGGACAAAAUUUACUCUUCUGAGGUUUCAUUGACGAGAGAACGCUUCCACAGUGCGAUAUCCCAACUGUAACGAUGCUCUCUUUAGUUGCAUCAUCUGCGAUCAUGUAUCCGACAUUCAUUUGGAUAGAUAGUAUGGAAAGAGAAAAGGUAGCAGAAAGCAUAAAACUGUGAAUGGCACAAGAACGUAAGGAGGGUGGAGAUGAGUUUUUCUUCUUAGGCUUUACCUUGUUGAUUUCAUUUCGUUUCGAAGAACCAUGGAUUCAUGAGUACAUGAUAACUUUAGUGUUCUUUAAGAAUGAAUCAAUUGAAAACUAAACAUCACAUCUAUUGUUUGAUAGUUUCAAAGAAGCUUUUGACUGCCCAAUUCCUGUUCAGUGCCAAAAUCCAUAUUUGUAGCUGUCUGCCCCCCAAGGAUCCUUUUCGAUGGUUUACACGUUUUUUAGCAAGUGGAUGUAUCUCCCAAGACACCUUAUUUCUCAGACACUCUUCGCUACUCAGGCUUGGAAUUGCUUGACUUAACCUCCCAUGAGUUUCGAGGUUGCCUCAUUCAAUCUGGACUAUCAAGGCACGCUUUGAUGUUCCCAUUUCAAUCUCACACGUAAUGGAUGUAGACUGGUUGUUCAUCAUGUCUGCUGCUACCUUAUUUGGAUAUUGUCAAAGAUUUGGUAGCCUUCAUAUCAAGUUUGAGCUUAAACAGCACAUAUAUCUGUCAAACAGAACGAACAGAAAUAGAAUCAGAUCGAUUCCCGAAAUGCCUUUUUGGAUCUUCCUCAAUGUCCACUUGACAGAUUGUCAAAAGAUAUGACUUGAAAAAAAGGUUUGUUUGAUGGCAGAAACUUUUUCUGCGAAAGAAAUUAUUGUAAAUGUUUUAUGUUAGCCAGUAGACGUUUAUCAGAUUAUUUGGAUUAUGAAAUUCAUAAAUUUUCUAGUCUUUUUUCAUCUAAUGAUCCCCUUAUUUUUGUAGCCACAGUAAUAUGUAUACUGAGACAUAUAUCUAGAUCUUCCUACAUAUGUAAUGCCUCAGUAUAUUUAGAAUACAAACAUUUGUUUUUUUAUGCUAUUGAGCGAGGGGAUAGGAAGCACACCCCCAUAUUUCAAAUUUUAUCCAACAGUGCUUUAGACUACAUUAGAUGAUAAAAAAAAUUGAAGAUUGAGAGGCGAGUGACUAUUUACUCAUAUGCCAAGGAUCAAGAGAGCAAUGUACUUCAUUUCCUCGUAAAAAUUAUUUAUUUAGUGAAUUAAGUGAUGUCUUUCUUGUUUACCUCUAUUUUUGUAUUCCAUCUGAGUGGCUUGUUUUGUUGUAUACUUAUUUGAUGAAAUAUCUUAUAUAACCCACCAAUGAACCUGCCAAAAAUACAAGGAACAUCAAUCAACCCUUCAAAAGAGUUGUUAGAUCCAUAUGUAUCUGAAUCGUGUGCCAUCUACAAGUCAGAAAAUUGCACUCUCAUUGGAUACAGAUUCCAGGGUUAUCAUGCUCAUACUUGAGUUUCUUUACUGGCAUGCUGUUCUUCUUCACUGGUUGCAUUCCGUCUACACAUAUUUGGUUGCCCGUAAGAGAUGGCAAACUGAAUUGGAAGGAAUUUUUUUCCAUAUUUCAAUGGAACAAUGGGGGCACGAAUUAGACUUAUGCAUUCUGGGAUUUAAGCCUUCUCAAAAAGUGUCUUAUUAAGGUGAGAACAUUAGGCGAAGGUUAAGAUAGAAAAAGAUAAUAAAGACCGUUAUUCAUGCAUGGUGCUUUUGCCCGUUCUCUCAUUUUUCCGUAAAUAACAGUUUUUCUGCUUUCUAAGUUUUGUAUAAAAUCAAGGGUAAGAUUUGAUUGUGAGUGAGAAAGACCAAGGUGAGGUCAAACAAAAAUUGGCAUGUGCUGCCUGCAAGGUCUUGUUGUAAGAGGCUCAAAAUGAGCCCUUUCUUGUUAAGGAAGGUUUGGUUUUCCUGAAUCCGGGUUAUGGAUGAUAAUAUUAUUUUAAGCAAAAACUAUGGUAUCUUAUGUGGUAAGAUGUGGCCGCGUGAUGAACUUCUCCCAGGACCCUGUAAGCCAUAUUCAUUAAGUUUUGGGAAAGGCAAUGAAAUGAAAUAUUUUCUUACUGGCAGCAAGUUCAAAAAUCCUUUCUGACUACGAUCUCACUUAAUGGCUUUUUAUGAAGGCGAUAUGAUCACAAAUCAUUUGCUUAAAAGGAGUGUCGUAACUGCUUUUGUUCACAAACGUUCAUUUUAAGUUAUCAGUUGCAUAAUAUUCUCCCAAAUGUAAAUGACUGUCAUUGCAUUCAUUGUGGAAAUGAAGCAUGGGGAUAUUCCUUUGGACAGCAAAUUCAUUGAUCCCUGUCCAAUUUAUAGAGGAGAGAAGAUGAUGCUGAAGUAUAAAUAUAUGUUUGCGUGUUUGGUCUUGUUUUUUCUUUUAUAUAGUUUUCUUCAUCAUACCUUCGGUCUUUUCUUCACGCUUUCUUGUAUAUAUCCUGUCAUGUUUGGCUUCCUAACGAGGGUGUUUAUCCAUAUUUCUUCUUUAUGCAGUACUUAGAUGAAAAUAAGCAGCUGAUUCUGGCAAUUUUGGAUAACCAGAACUUAGGAAAACUAUCUGAAUGCGCACAGUAAGUGACUGCUAAAACUCCGUGCAUGGAGUGUGUGUUCUUAAGAUGGUUUUCGAAUUGUUCAGCAUCUACUGUUUUGAAAAUCAUUCGUUGGUUUUAUACUUAAUGCAAAUUCUAGUAAACAAUAUGUUUGGAGAAGUCUAAGUGGAGAGAACAUGUACUUAGUUCAUGUUGAAGUAAAAUGUCCUGUAGAUGAUGAACUAAGUCCGAAGAAAUGAAUUCCUCUCUUAUGAUAUCUGUGGAUCUUAUAUUCUUGAACUUCAUAGUCCAUUUUGAUUCCAUGAUUUGUUCUCAAUACCUUGCAAGAAAAAAUUUCGUCCACUGAUGUCAAAAGGAAGCGUGCGAAAGAAAUUAGUUAGGGUUGUUUUUUAAUCUUUGCUUGUGAGGUGGGAUUGCUAAGAUGGAGAGCUGUGCAAAGAUACCUGUUGUCUUGGAUACUUGUUGCCUUUGUAUUCAACACUGCUCCUCAAGAAGCCAUUCAGCUGCCUAAUGUGAGAGAAUGUGAUUAUCAACAAGGGGAAGGUUAGCCAGACAAGUGCAACAAAAAAUGUGUAGACAAAACAACGUCUUGAGAUAUGUUGGUAGGGACACCUGUGUGAAGGCCAGUUCGAUGCUCGACUAUGUGGAUUGGCUCAGUUGUCAUGCUACCGUUAGGUCAUGUGAUUUUUGGACGAAAGUCUGUGAUGAGAUGAUUUCAUCCUAAAACUGUUCGAUUAUUUUGAUGAUCGGAUGAAAGCUGCUAUGAUUUUCACAGUAUCUGUGCGGGAUAAUUGACUCUCAGCUUUUGUAGUGUGUCGUUGUUGACAUGACUCUAGUGAGGAUCUGAUAAACAUGCCCCAAUGCUGAAUGACAAGAAAAUUGAGAUCAUCAAUGGAGGUAAAAACCUUGUCAAAGUGGAAACCCAGACAAGAUUCACAUGCAGACAGACAACCUGGUUUGGACGAUGACUUUGCUGAAGAUUGUGAAGUAGGGUUGGUGUUCAUCCCUAUCCCUAUCUACUUCUUUACAGACAAAGGAAAACCUUUGCACUUCUUCUGUACAAAGAUCGUUGGCUCAUUCCUUUACAUGAUUACAAAUGGAUCAGAUGACCUGCCCUGGAUCCUGCUACUUUGCUAAACCAUCUGUUCUUCCUUGCCUGCAUUUGGCAUGCACCAUGAAUGCUCAGCCACCAAACUCAUUAGUCUUUUCGUUUUCUGCCACCUCUCCUACUCGAGGAUCAACGCUUCUGCAAUGAAAUCUUACAGUGCCUGAAUCAGAGGCCAUAUUCUAUACAGGUGUUUCUUUCUUGCAUACCCUCAAGAGAUAUGUUGUCCUAGAACCAUGCCAGCUGAUCAGAUUUGAAUUAGGUAUGCAUUUUUUUCCCUACCAAUAUUAGAACCUUAUACAUACGAUGUAUAGACUGUUUUCAUAUGCACCAUUUGUUGUAAACUGAUUGCCUAGAAUCGACUGAAAAUCUGCCAUCCAUCUCCCAUUUCUGCUUGAAACUUCAUGUCUAUUUGUGUAUGAUAUCUGAAAACUGAAGAGGAGUCAAGGGAAAUAUCCUGCAAAGAUGUGAUCUACAGAAUAGUUCACAUCCUAUGGGUGACUAGUACCUUGACACACUGAUAACGUAUGGUUUUUUACAGCGGAAUAUGUUAACUAGAGCCUAAUCCAUGUCCAAGCAUCUCGGUACGUGGUUCUGAUGUCCCUUAAAGGCUUGCUGUUGGUGUAAUCUUGACGCCAACAGGUAGAGCUGGCUUGUCCGGAUAAUUGGAGUACAUGCGAUGAAAACACCUGAAUUUAACUUAAAUCUCUGAUGAAGGAGGUCAUUUCGUUCUUUCAUGUUCUUAAUGAAAGAAAUCUUCGUUCAAAUGGUACCGGGCAUUGCAUGCACAACUAUGCCAAUCUUAGGGCUGUAAUUGGUAAUGAAUCACUAAGUUUUUUUGCAACCUUUAAAAAUAAAAUGGAUACGACUUUUUAGUAUUGAUAGUGUGGCUUGCGUUGGUAUUAUCAUCUGUCAUGUGUGGAUCUAUCUAUUCUCAUUUGUGCUCAUACAGAUCCUGUCUUGUUUAUUGUUUUUGGAUCAUUUCUCCAAAAUUGAUGGAUUCGAAUCAGGGAUCAAGUUUUUUUGGAAUCCCUUGAUCUGUUUGUGAGGGGAUCCAUGUGGCAUUGCAUGUUUCAGAGAUCAGAUGCGAAACAAUGGACUCCACACAAGUUAAAUGGACUAGAAUGAGAAAGACGUAAUAAAAGCGUGCUGAAUUCGUCUAGAAUGGUUGAAAAUUUUCCGUUGACAAUGGGCUAUCCACCCAUGAUUACGGAGAAAUAUUUUUAUUUGAUCUCUACUGCCAGGAGUCAUUUGUUCAUCAUGUUUUGCCAUGUAUUUACACAGUUGAAGCGUACCCUUAACACUCACCGAUGUAGAGGGUUUAAUAUUUGAUCUGUGCUGUGUAUCAUUUUGAUGAUAUUUUCCUCUGCGUAUAUAUUUUUGGGUAUUAACAAAGUGAGCUGCACGAGAAAUCCUUGAUGCAAUGAGCACGGCGAAGAGAAAAUCAAAGACAAAAAAUCAUCCCUCGUUUUGAGGAAUCCAUGUCAGCCACCAUAUAUAUAUUUCGUGCUCUCUCCUACCCAUCAUUGGUUUCAUACAUUUAUUCUGCUGUUCUUGUCAUCCGGUGGAAUGGACUUGUGAUUUUUUACCGCGGUGGUGAAGGUACCAAGCCCAGCUUCAGAAGAAUCUCUUGUAUCUUGCAGCGAUCGCUGAUGCCCAGCCGCAGAUCCCGGCUGUGCGAGCUCAGGUCAGCUGCGCUUCUUUUAUCUUAUGCUCCUCGUCUGUCGUAUGCACGCAUUUAUCGCUCUUCAUUCACGCAGACGCUUCCUCAUCCGGGAAUGCAACAGGCGCAGACGGGGACGCCAUACAUGCAGCAGCAGCCCGUCUUCUCUCCUAGGCCGCCGUCCGCCAUGCCCUUCAACCCGGUGCAGCAGAUGCAGCUGUCUCAGCCUCAGUUCCAUCGGCCGCCGCAGCUUGUUCCGAUGGAUACGAGGCAGGGGAUCGACAAUGGCGAGGCGAGUCUCGGGAUGAGCAGCGGUGGCUCUGCGCGUGCCUCGGCGGAAGAGCGUGGGGGCGGGGGCGGGGACCGGGAGCAGCCACCGCCGUCGUCUUCGUCGCUGCAGAAGGUCUCGUAG
This is a messenger RNA of Spirodela intermedia, 5970 nucleotides long. NCBI's taxonomy places the organism in Eukaryota, Viridiplantae, Streptophyta, Magnoliopsida, Alismatales, Araceae. The record is from the annotation of a GenBank genome assembly.